Molecule: messenger RNA, 1378 nt
Organism: Salmo salar (Atlantic salmon)
Lineage: Eukaryota; Metazoa; Chordata; Actinopteri; Salmoniformes; Salmonidae
Source: RefSeq, a predicted model, not a curated record
CAUAUUUUAAUCUUUCAGAGACAAUUUUCAUCAUUCAUGGAGAUGUUGGGUAAAACAUUGUUGGGAAAAAUGGCAAUGUUAAUGAAUGUGAUCAUGGUCGAAAAGGAGAAGACUGCCACAGGCAUGAGCGCCCAGAGGCGUGUCAGUCGGGCAAGGGGGACAGAGGAAGGAGCACCAAGAGGGGACAGUCUUCAUUUCCACAACUACUGCACUGACCCUGUCUCUGAGAGUGCUCAUCAAGAGGAGGAUGACUUUAACCCCCAGACCUCACCUGCCUCAGAGACACAAGACGACCAGAGAAACACGGAGCCAAACUCAGGCAGGAAUGGAGAAGAUGCCCAGUGUGGAGGGGAAUCUAUUGGAGGAGACAGUCUUCAUUUCCACAACUACUGCACUGACCCUGUCUCUGAGAGUGCUCAUCAAGAGGAGGAUGACUUUAACCCCCAGACCUCACCUGCCUCAGAGACACAAGACGACCAGAGAAACACGGAGCCAAACUCAGGCAGGAAUGGAGAAGAUGCCCAGUGUGGAGGGGAAUCUAUUGGAGAUGUGGUAUUGCUCUCUGAAUUUGAUCAUCAAGAGGUAGUUCACCUUAAUCCCCAGCUCUCACCUUCAUCAGACCCAGAGAAACAAGACAGACAGCCCUCAAACACGGAGCCAAACCCAGGCAGGAUUGGAGAAGAUGUCCAGAAUGGUGAUUCUUCAAAUACAGACCAAAAUUCAGAUGCAAGUGAUGCCAGAGCAGUGAAGAUGCCCUUCAUUUGCGACUUUUGUGGAAAGUAUUUCAAUUGGAGAUGCACUUUUAAAGCCCACCGUAAUCAUCACACCAAACCCUUUAGCUGCCCACAGUGUAGGAAAGGUUUUGGUACGAAGAAUGGGUGUAAUAAUCAUCUCUUGGUUGUGCAUUCUACAGACAAGCCCUUCAAAUGCACAGAUUGUAGGAAGGUGUUUGCAAUGAGAAAUAGUUUGGCCAAACAUAGGGUUCUCAACCCAACUCUGCACACCUGCACAACAUGUGUGAAAUCGUUCUGUGGGGAACGUACGCUAAAACGGCACAACUUCAGUGAUCACCCGGAAAAGGCAUACAUCUGCUCUUUGUGUCCAAAAACCUUUCGGUCAUGGCCAAUAUGGAAGCAUCAUAAGGCAGAGCACUCGGAGAAGAAGUAUUGCUGUGAAACCUGUGGCAAGCUUUUCUGUUCAUCUUCAUCCUUGUCAUCAGAGAACAGUUCAUAGAUGUCAUAAGGCAGAACACUCAGGGGAGAAGGGGGAGAAGUAUUGCUGUGAAACCUAUGGCAAGCUUUUCUGUUCAUCUUCAUCUUUAGCCAGUCAUCAGACAACAACUCAUAGAGCAAAGGCUUAUAGCUGUGAUGUAUGUACU